GGAGCUGACAAGAUGGCGGCUGGAGGGGCUGUCGCUGCGGCGCCUGAGUGCCGGCUUUUGCCCUAUGCGCUACACAAAUGGAGCUCCUUCUCCUCCACCUACCUUCCCGAGAACAUUUUAGUGGAUAAACCAAACGACCAAUCUUCAAGGUGGUCUUCAGAAAGCAACUAUCCUCCCCAGUACUUGAUUCUGAAGCUUGAAAGGCCUGCUAUAGUUCAGAAUAUCACGUUUGGAAAAUAUGAGAAAACUCAUGUCUGCAAUUUGAAGAAGUUUAAAGUCUUUGGUGGAAUGAAUGAAGAAAAUAUGACAGAGCUGUUGUCUAGUGGCUUAAAGAAUGAUUAUAACAAAGAAACAUUCACCUUGAAGCACAAAAUUGAUGAACAGAUGUUCCCUUGUCGAUUCAUUAAAAUAGUUCCACUCUUGUCCUGGGGGCCUAGCUUUAACUUUAGCAUCUGGUAUGUUGAACUUAGUGGCAUUGAUGAUCCUGACGUAGUACAACCCUGUCUCAACUGGUACAGCAAGUACCGUGAACAGGAAGCCAUUCGCCUUUGCCUAAAACACUUCAGACAACACAACUAUACAGAGGCUUUUGAAUCACUGCAAAAGAAAACCAAGAUUGCUCUGGAACAUCCCAUGUUAACAGAUCUUCAUGACAAAUUGGUUUUGAAGGGUGAUUUUGAUGCUUGCGAAGAGUUGAUUGAAAAAGCUGUAAAUGAUGGCUUGUUCAAUCAGUAUAUCAGUCAACAGGAAUAUAAACCACGAUGGAGUCAAAUUAUUCCCAAAAGCACCAAAGGUGAUGGAGAAGAUAACCGACCAGGAAUGAGAGGAGGCCAUCAGAUGGUUAUUGAUGUUCAAACAGAGACUGUUUAUUUGUUUGGUGGCUGGGACGGAACACAAGAUCUUGCUGACUUCUGGGCAUACAGUGUGAAGGACAACCAGUGGACAUGUAUCUCUAGAGACACUGAGAAAGAGAAUGGUCCUAGUGCCAGAUCAUGUCAUAAGAUGUGCAUUGACAUUCAGCGGAGGCAAAUCUACACAUUGGGGCGUUAUUUGGAUUCCUCUGUGAGGAACAGCAAAUCUCUGAAAAGUGACUUCUAUCGUUAUGACAUUGACACGAACACAUGGAUGUUACUAAGUGAAGAUACUGCUGCUGAUGGAGGACCGAAAUUGGUGUUUGAUCAUCAGAUGUGUAUGGACUCAGAAAAACAUAUGAUCUACACCUUUGGUGGUAGGAUUUUGACAUGUAAUGGCAGCGUAGAUGACAGCAGAGCCAGUGAACCGCAAUUCAGUGGGUUGUUUGCUUUCAACUGCCAGUGUCAAACCUGGAAACUUCUUCGAGAGGACUCCUGUAAUGCUGGGCCUGAGGACAUCCAGUCUCGGAUAGGACACUGCAUGUUGUUCCACUCAAAAAAUCGUUGCUUAUAUGUGUUUGGUGGCCAGCGAUCAAAGACCUAUUUGAAUGAUUUCUUUAGUUAUGAUGUGGACUCUGAUCAUGUAGACAUAAUAUCAGAUGGCACCAAGAAGGACUCUGGGAUGGUUCCAAUGACAGGAUUUACACAGAGAGCAACUAUAGAUCCAGAACUGAAUGAAAUACAUGUUUUAUCUGGACUCAGCAAAGAUAAGGAAAAGAGGGAAGAAAACGUCAGAAAUUCAUUCUGGAUUUAUGACAUUGUGAGGAAUAGUUGGUCUUGCGUGUAUAAGAAUGAUCAGGCUGCAAAGGACAAUCCAAGUAAAAGUCUUCAGGAAGAAGAACCAUGUCCAAGAUUUGCCCAUCAGCUUGUAUAUGAUGAGCUACACAAGGUUCAUUAUUUGUUUGGUGGAAAUCCAGGAAAAUCUUGCUCUCCAAAGAUGAGAUUAGAUGACUUCUGGUCACUGAAGUUGUGUAGACCUUCAAAAGAUUACUUAUUGAGGCAUUGCAAGUACCUCAUAAGAAAACACAGGUUUGAAGAAAAGGCCCAGUUGGAUCCCCUUAAUGCUCUGAAAUAUUUACAAAAUGAUCUUUAUAUAACUGUGGAUCAUUCAGACCCAGAAGAGACGAAAGAGUUUCAGCUCCUAGCAUCAGCUCUGUUCAAAUCUGGCUCAGAUUUUACAACUCUAGCCUCCCCUGUGACCAGACAAGCCCAAGCAUAUGGCUCUGCUGCGAGGAAUCAGGCAAUGUCACUCCAGCCAGUGAGGGAGGAGACAGCAGGCUGUGAGGAGCUCUGACGACGGCAGCAGUGACAGCAAAUGCCAGUGGUGGUGCAAGUGGUACCAGACGAGUGUCCUGACAGCACCUGGAACUUGGCACGGGUGGGCAGUGCUGGCCUCUUUGGACCAGCUCCCAGCCUGACCUAGGUGAUGUUCCAGCAAUCCCAGCACUCUGGACGCUGGACAGUAUCCUGAUGUCUUGCACGUACACAUUUUGCUACUGAGAAGCAGAAAUUUGUGAUCAGGAAUGGAUACAGGCGGCAAGACUUCAGGGAUUAGUUUUUGAGCUAUACUGGGGCUAAAGAGCAGUCAAAAUUCUUCAAGUAUUAAGGGACAGGACUGUAGUAUCUUGUGACAUCUUGCAGGGAUCAGUCACAUGGUACCCUCUCAUCUAGAAUGAAGUGCCAUCAAGUAGCUCUGGUGGAGCUGAGUGGUUGUGCCCUGGAAGAGCAGGAAAGGUGCCGGACUAGGACAUGCGCUGACAAUCCAGGAGACGUCAGGGCCCGCAACUUUUCCUUCUUGGUAGUUAAUAAAUAAUGGUGCUUCUCAUAAUGGAUGAUAUCACAGUGGAUUCUGGCAAAAGAGAUUAUAUUGCUUAGGGGAAUACAUUAGCAUAUGUGAGGAAUUAAGG
This is a messenger RNA of Nycticebus coucang (slow loris), 2818 nucleotides long. It is a transcript of the gene MKLN1, whose product is annotated as muskelin 1. The transcript has 18 exons. The coding region runs from base 13 to 2205 and encodes 730 amino acids. Gene Ontology annotation, molecular function: protein binding. NCBI's taxonomy places the organism in Eukaryota, Metazoa, Chordata, Mammalia, Primates, Lorisidae. Gene Ontology annotation, cellular component: cytoplasm. The record is from RefSeq and is a predicted model, not a curated record.